This is a messenger RNA of Rhizopus microsporus ATCC 52813, 799 nucleotides long. RefSeq lists its product as uncharacterized. The transcript has 2 exons. The record is from RefSeq and is a predicted model, not a curated record. NCBI's taxonomy places the organism in Eukaryota, Fungi, Mucoromycota, Mucoromycetes, Mucorales, Rhizopodaceae. The coding region runs from base 64 to 327 and encodes 87 amino acids.
CUUUUGUAUUCAUAUAUAAAGGAAACUUUUGGACCCUUUCUCUCUUUAUUUUAUAAUUUCAAUAUGAAUAACAAAGCCUACCUCGUCCUCAUUGCUGUUGCUUGUCUUAUUGCUGUAGUCAGUGCUCAGUCCUCAGUCAACCCUGUCGAAUCUCUUCAAAGCAAGGCCUCAGGUGUCGCUGCUUCUGCUACCAACACAUCUCCUUCUGCUCCUUCUAAUACCGCUCAUAGUGCUGGUUUCUCGUUAGCCACUAGCCUAUCAUCUACUGUUAUGAUGCAACUUGUCGUCAUCUGCUCAGCCUUUAUUGCUUCUUACUUUUUAGCUUAAAUGCAUCACCUAAUGACUAGCUGCAUAUAACAGCGGCUUUUGAAAUAAAGCUCAUUUAAUUUUAUUGCAAUGAAAGCAAACCAAUGUCUUUUGCUUGUGCCUGACUUAAGUGUAUUUCAUCAAAUACCCCUUCUUGUCACCUUGCACAUAGUUGAUCUAAAGCCACUUAACAUUUCACAUCAUUGAUUGAGUUUAUAUUAUUGUGAUAUAUUCCUAAAAUAGGCAUCCUCUCUCAAGCUAGAUAAUCAAGAUUUAGUUACAUGUAAUUCAUGCUCAUGUCAGGUUAUUUACAUAAAGCCGAUAAAUCAGAAUUUGUAUUGUUACUGAGUGGUUUUUUAUGUUUGGCGCGGGAUUCUGUCGUAAUGUACCUUGAUUUAAAGAUGCAUCUUUUCUUUACUUUAAUCUCAUGUCAUAAAUGAACGCUUGAUCUCUAUUGUCUGCCUACCUGCAUUCUUUUUUUUUUUAUGAAGAG